UGAGGGCUGUGAGACUGAUCUGUGCGAGUCCGGGUCAAACAGAGGUGCUUUGCAAGAGGCCCACGGAUGUGAGGGACGGUCCUGGCCAAGGCCACUGACUUCCCCACGUCCUGGGCACUGAGACCCCCACCCAGUGGCAACGGAUCCACUCCUGGGAGUCAACCAGGCCGUCUAGGGUUAAGAAGACCUGAGUGGACAAGAUGGCUUCAACUGGCCUUGAACUCCUGGGUAUGACCCUGGCCGUGCUGGGCUGGCUGGGCACUCUGGUGUCGUGUGCCUUGCCCCUGUGGAAGGUGACCGCCUUCAUCGGCAACAGCAUCGUGGUGGCCCAGGUGGUAUGGGAGGGGCUGUGGAUGUCCUGCGUGGUGCAGAGCACCGGCCAGAUGCAGUGCAAGGUCUACGACUCCCUGUUGGCGCUGCCCCAGGACCUGCAGGCCGCCCGCGCCCUCUGCGUCGUUGCCCUCCUGUUGGCCCUGCUUGGGCUGCUGGUGGCCAUCACAGGGGCCCAAUGCACCACGUGCGUGGAGGACGAAGGCGCCAAGGCCCGCAUCGUGCUCACGGCGGGGGUCCUCCUCCUCCUCUCUGGCAUCCUGGUGCUCAUCCCUGUCUGCUGGACAGCACACGCCGUCAUCCAGGACUUCUACAACCCCCUGGUGGCCGAGGCCCUCAAGCGGGAGCUGGGGGCCUCCCUCUACCUGGGCUGGGCCGCUGCUGCCCUGCUCAUGCUUGGGGGGGGCCUCCUCUGCUGCACGUGCCCUCCACCCCAGAUCGAGCGGCCAAGAGGACCAAGGCUGGGUUACUCCAUCCCCUCCCGCUCAGGGGCAUCUGGACUGGACAAGAGGGACUAUGUAUGACGUGGAAAGUGUCCCUGGAAACCCGCAGCUCAGAGCCUUGACCUUGCCCCCACUGCCAACACCACCCGAGGCAAAACCCCUUUCCCAGAAGCUCCAAUCAGGGCUGGCUAUGGAGUGGGGUCCCUACAG
This is a messenger RNA of Lontra canadensis (Northern American river otter), 983 nucleotides long. RefSeq names its product claudin-9. Gene Ontology annotation, cellular component: bicellular tight junction; plasma membrane. The transcript has a single exon. The record is from RefSeq and is a predicted model, not a curated record. Gene Ontology annotation, biological process: bicellular tight junction assembly; cell adhesion. Gene Ontology annotation, molecular function: structural molecule activity. Lineage: Eukaryota; Metazoa; Chordata; Mammalia; Carnivora; Mustelidae. The coding region runs from base 201 to 854 and encodes 217 amino acids.